AUGAAACGGAUAUCCGGCUUUUUGGUGAAUUUAGUGGACCAACUGGCCUUGACGUGCGCCGAUUACACGCUACCAGCGGCGUCGGCGGUGGAGGCGGUGUUGGCCAUCCUGGUGGAGCGACUGCUGCUCCAGCCGGAGAUCCAGGACCACAUCCACGAGGAGAUAGACCGCGUGGUCGGCAGAGGCCGCCUCCCUAACUUGGAUGACAGGAAAGACAUGCCGUACACCGAAGCGUGCAUACGCGAAACGAUGCGGCUGGACACUCUGGUUCCGCUCGGCGUGGCUCACCGCGCGGUCGUCGACACCAAGUUCCAUGGCUACGACAUUCCUGAGGACACCAUGGUGACAGCUAACUACAUGCUCCUGCACCACAGUAAGGAAAUCUGGGGCGACCCUGAGGUGUUCCGCCCAGAACGAUUCAUCAAGAAUGGCAAGGUGGAUGCAGCUCUGGACAAAUCCUUGCCUUUCGGAGCUGGCAGGCGCCUGUGCGCUGGAGAGACCUACGCUCGUCAGUGCAUGUUCCAGGUGUUCUCUGGCUUCAUGCAAGCCUUCCGCGUGUUCACAGCUGACGGCAAGCCCUUGAAGGAACCCGUCAAGAGGUUACAAGGCAUCAUCAACACCGUACCAGACUACUGGGUCCGCGUCACACCCAGGAGCUAAGCUAGGCCCAUCAUUGACCUACUAGGGGCACUUCUGGGCACGUUCCCAGAGUGCCCUGGGUAAGAGGGACCUGGCUAACUGACAAUAACUAGCUGAUAAAGUUUGUUGAUAUUAAUAGUAA
Molecule: messenger RNA, 781 nt
Organism: Ostrinia nubilalis (European corn borer)
Lineage: Eukaryota; Metazoa; Arthropoda; Insecta; Lepidoptera; Crambidae
Product: probable cytochrome P450 304a1
Exons: 6
Coding region: 1-660 (219 amino acids)
Biological process (GO): xenobiotic metabolic process
Cellular component (GO): cytoplasm; intracellular membrane-bounded organelle
Molecular function (GO): oxidoreductase activity, acting on paired donors, with incorporation or reduction of molecular oxygen, reduced flavin or flavoprotein as one donor, and incorporation of one atom of oxygen; heme binding; iron ion binding
Source: RefSeq, a predicted model, not a curated record